Molecule: messenger RNA, 1015 nt
Organism: Esox lucius (northern pike)
Lineage: Eukaryota; Metazoa; Chordata; Actinopteri; Esociformes; Esocidae
Gene: cst7
Product: cystatin F
Biological process (GO): positive regulation of myelination; negative regulation of microglial cell activation; immune response
Cellular component (GO): lysosome; Golgi apparatus; late endosome
Molecular function (GO): cysteine-type endopeptidase inhibitor activity
Source: RefSeq, marked provisional
GUGUUGAGAAAGUCCCAACAGGCAUGGAGCUGGGUUUUCUGCUUCUCUUCUCAUCAGGCCUGUGUUCAAUUGGUAAGAGCUUAUUUUAAUGAUUAGAAUGUCUGUUUAAUUGAAGAUGGAUGUUAGUAUGCCCUGUUUGUUAACCAUUUUUUGGUCUAGGUUUUCUCAAGAUAUUGUCAACAUUCUGAUUACUGUGACUUACCUACAGCAAUGUCUGUAAUUACAACCAAAUAAUUCUAUAUUCAAAAUGUAUCUCCAAUAAGUACAAUGCAACAAAAAGUAGCAUUGCAUGACAGUUAAGUCAUUUUUUUAUAACCUACGUGCUUAUCAUACCAUCAUGGCUUGGUUAUGGUUUGUAGGUCUGGAGACGUGAUCUGUGGCUGACAAAUUAUUAAUAUGUGAAACAUUUUUGUGUCACUUCACAGACCUACGUAACCCGACUUCAUUUAAUGUUUGUAGUUUGACUUCCACACCAUAGACUUUUGCCCUAAAAUAGAGCUGACAUGUUUAAUCUGAUACUGAGUAAGCACUAAUGUUUCUAGUGAAUUGCCAGAGGUAUACCUUCAUACCAGGGGCUCCACAUGAAAUCAGCAGAAAUGACAGUGGAGUCCUGAAGGCAGCACUUCAUGGUACCUAUUCAUUUAACAACAAGACCAAUGACGCUUUCCUGUUCAAGCCAUCUGCAAUCGAGAAAGCCGAAAGACAGAUUGUAAAGGGAUUCAAUUACAUUAUGGAAGUUGACAUUUCACGAACUGUGUGCCACAAAAAUGGCCAAAACAACACAGACCUGGCCAGAUGCGUUUUCCAGCCAGAUGGAUUGUUAAAGCAGACCUUCCACUGUCAUUUUGAGGUUUGGACAAUACCUUGGCUUAACUUCAUGAAGACUAUUGAUUUGGCUUGCAGUCCAUCUGAGAAAAAUAUCACUUCUCCGUGAAAGUUACUCAGCCACUGCCCUCGAACUAUGAUCAUGUAACGGAGUAUCAGCUUCAUUCAUUUGAAUAAAAUAUCAAGUACC